Molecule: messenger RNA, 898 nt
Organism: Helianthus annuus (common sunflower)
Lineage: Eukaryota; Viridiplantae; Streptophyta; Magnoliopsida; Asterales; Asteraceae
Product: glutathione transferase GST 23
Exons: 2
Coding region: 1-678 (225 amino acids)
Biological process (GO): glutathione metabolic process
Cellular component (GO): cytoplasm
Molecular function (GO): glutathione transferase activity
Source: RefSeq, a predicted model, not a curated record
AUGGAAGAGGUGAAGCUUUUUAGGACAUGGUCAAGCCCAUAUGCUUUGAGAAUUGUUUGGGCAUUGAAACUCAAAGGCAUAGUGUAUGAGACCAUCUAUGAAGAUCUUGCCAACAAGAGUUCUUUGUUACUCGAAUACAACCCCGUUCACAAGAAAGUCCCGGUGUUAUUGCACAACGGAACACCCAUAUGCGAGUCACUUGUGAUUCUCGAGUACAUUGAUGAGACAUGGAACACAACUGCUCGUUUCUUACCCGAGGAUCCGCUUGCGAGAGCCACUGCGCGUUUCUGGGCGAAGUUUAAUGAUGACCGGGUUACGACAUCUAUAUUUCGUGCUUAUGUGACCCAAGGCGCGGAGCAAGAAGAAGCAAUAGGUCCUGCUUUAGAGAAUCUAGACAUAGUUGAAAAACAACUAAUCGGAAAGAAUUUCUUCAGCGGAGAAUCGUUUGGUUUCUUAGACCUUGUGUUUGGAUGGAUUGCCAAAUAUCUUGGAAUCUUUGAAGAAACAGGUGGUAUAAAACUCUUAGAUGAAGAUAGGUUUCCACUUAUAUUGGCAUGGAAGGACAAGUUUUGUGAUAUCCCAGUGAUCAAAGAAAGCUGGCCGGAUCAAGAAAAGCUGAUCACCAAGUUCCAGCUUAUGCGCGAGCAUUUCAUUUCAACUGCUGCGGGUAGCAGCUAAUACGCGAAUGGUUUCAUGAAGGUUUCUAGGAAAAUUUGGAUCAAUAAUAUAUCAUUAGAUCAUACUUUCAAGUGGUGAUGAUAGAGGACUUCUAUAUGUUAUUCACUAGUUAUAAAUUUGUUUUUGGGUGAAACAACAAGACAUGUUAGUUUUGUAUGUUCAGUUAUAAAUCACAGAAAAAAUUACACUUAUAAAGUUAAUAUGAUUUGGAUUUUUAUGA